This is a messenger RNA of Drosophila willistoni, 1340 nucleotides long. It is a transcript of the gene Phb1, whose product is annotated as protein l(2)37Cc. Gene Ontology annotation, biological process: mitochondrion organization. The coding region runs from base 117 to 947 and encodes 276 amino acids. NCBI's taxonomy places the organism in Eukaryota, Metazoa, Arthropoda, Insecta, Diptera, Drosophilidae. Gene Ontology annotation, cellular component: mitochondrion; membrane. The record is from RefSeq and is a predicted model, not a curated record. The transcript is spliced from 3 exons.
GUAUCGAUAGUUGUGUGCGCCGACAUCGUGCAGUUAUUUCAUGUUUUGUUCAAUUCGAACAUUUUGAAUUUUACAUAAUAAAGUCUUAUUCGUUGUAAAUAAAAGGACCACAAAAAAUGGCUGCUCAGUUCUUCAAUCGUAUUGGCCAGAUGGGUCUCGGAGUUGCGGUGCUUGGAGGCGUGAUUAACUCUGCAUUAUAUAAUGUGGAAGGUGGACACCGUGCGGUCAUCUUUGAUCGUUUCACUGGCAUCAAGCAGAGUGUGGUGGGCGAGGGUACACAUUUCUUCAUCCCAUGGGUGCAACGUCCCAUCAUCUUUGACAUUCGGUCCCAGCCCCGCAAUGUGCCAGUGAUAACCGGCAGCAAGGAUUUGCAGAAUGUUAACAUAACAUUGCGUAUUCUAUAUCGUCCCAUUCCCGAUGAAUUGCCAAAGAUUUAUACAAUUUUGGGCCAGGAUUAUGAUGAGCGUGUGUUGCCCUCCAUUGCUCCUGAGGUCUUGAAGGCUGUUGUCGCUCAAUUCGAUGCCGGCGAGUUGAUCACACAGCGUGAGAUGGUAUCUCAGCGCGUAUCCCAAGAGCUGACAGUGCGUGCCAAGCAAUUCGGUUUCAUUUUGGAUGAUAUUUCCCUAACCCACUUGACCUUUGGCCGUGAAUUCACACAGGCUGUGGAAAUGAAACAGGUGGCCCAACAGGAGGCCGAGAAGGCUCGCUUUGUGGUCGAAAAGGCUGAACAACAGAAAUUGGCUUCCAUUAUUUCGGCGGAGGGUGAUGCCGCCGCUGCCGAUUUGCUGGCCAAAUCCUUUGGAGAAGCUGGUGAUGGUCUUGUCGAAUUGCGUCGUAUUGAGGCAGCCGAGGAUAUUGCCUACCAACUAUCUAGAUCACGUGGCGUUGCCUAUUUGCCCAGUGGUCAGAGUACACUCCUCAAUCUGCCCUCAACAUUGGCGCAAUAAUGUGUGUCGGCGUCUCGUUAAUCUUAGUUUUACAUAAAAAUCAACAGCAAGAGCAAAACCCUGUUAGCAUUUAAUCUAAAAUACGUUUUUAUUCAUAUUUUUGAUUGGAAAAAAGAUAGAAAAAGCCAAAAUUUUGUCAUUUAAAUGGUUAUUUCUUCAUUUCUUCCCCCGCCUUGUCGCUUUUGUUGCUGGCGACUCAAAAUUUAUUGUUUUCCCCCUGAGUCGUUAUUGGAGCGUAUAUGUAAGAGAUUAAGCAGCAGCAAAACGCACAUCCAUUCAAAAUUUGGUUUAGAAAUAAAACAGAAAAAUUUCCCACAACUUGUUUAAGUGAAAACCAAUAAAUUGAAUAAACGAAGUAUAUAGUAACUAUAUACUAUUAAUUCCUAAAUUAAA